AUGGAAACCCAAAGGCUAAGAGACAAACUCAUAAUGAGAGAUCAGCAAAUUAAAGACAUGGAAUCUCAGAUUCUCGAUUUUAAAAGCAAAAUAGAUGCUAAAUCUUCCUUGAUGUAUCAAUUGGAGCAGCAAUCAGAAACCUUGGACACAAAAAUCAAGAGAAAGGAAGAACAGCUUGAGAGCGAGCUUCAAGAAAAGGAAGAAUUGCUGAAAACUUUAGAAGAGCUUGAAGAACAAUUCGAGUCAAGAGCAAAUGCGAAAAACCCGAAAGGAAUGCGAACUAAGAGUGAAGACAGCAUGAAUGUCACUUCUGCAUAUAUUGAAUUUUAUCAGAGCAUGCAAAAAGAGCAAUCAGCUCGUAAGGAGCGGUAA
Molecule: messenger RNA, 372 nt
Organism: Blepharisma stoltei
Lineage: Eukaryota; Ciliophora; Heterotrichea; Heterotrichida; Blepharismidae
Source: the annotation of a GenBank genome assembly